Meira miltonrushii is the source of this 1365-nucleotide messenger RNA. RefSeq lists its product as uncharacterized. Gene Ontology annotation, biological process: carbohydrate metabolic process; pentose-phosphate shunt; pentose-phosphate shunt, non-oxidative branch. NCBI's taxonomy places the organism in Eukaryota, Fungi, Basidiomycota, Exobasidiomycetes, Exobasidiales, Brachybasidiaceae. The transcript has a single exon. Gene Ontology annotation, cellular component: cytosol. The coding region runs from base 144 to 1118 and encodes 324 amino acids. Gene Ontology annotation, molecular function: D-ribulose-phosphate 3-epimerase activity; metal ion binding. The record is from RefSeq and is a predicted model, not a curated record.
CACCAAGAAGAAAGAUUUCCGGUCCCUUUUGAUCAACAUCUUUCCUAACUUCUUCCAUACAAACAUCUUUGCUGUCAUAGCAAAGAUAGCAAGCAGAACACCCAACCCAUCUACCAUCUCCUCCACCACACGUUCAGCUCAUCAUGCCACGUGUACUUGUCGCACCUUCCGUCUUGGCGGCCGAUAUGGGCAACUUGAACGAAGAAUGCAAACGAAUGAUGGACGCAGGAGCAGAUUGGUUACACAUGGACGUAAUGGAUGGUCACUUUGUUCCAAAUUUGGUUUUGGGUGCACCUCCUCUAAGUUCAGUAUACAAAGCAGUUCCAGGAAUCUUUAUGGAUUGUCAUAUGAUGGUUACCGAACCAGGAAGAUGGAUCAAAGAUAUCGCAGAAGCAGGAGGUUCAAGCUAUACAUUCCACUUGGAAGCUGCUUAUGAUCCUUUGGAUAUCGUUAGAAAAAUCAAAGCUGCAAAUAUGAGAGCUGCAGUUGCAAUCAACCCUGGCACACCCACAAGCGAAAUUUCAAACGAAUUGGGAGAAUCUGUCGAUAUGAUUCUCGUAAUGACCGUUUGGCCAGGAUAUGGUGGACAAAAGUUCAUGCGUGAAUGCAUGCCAAAAGUUGCAGAAUUACGUGCAAGAUUCCCAAAUCUAGAUAUCGAGGUAGACGGUGGUGUUGGACCAAAGACAAUCGAUCAUUGUGCAAAUGCAGGUGCAAACGUUUUGGUAGCAGGAACGGCAAUCUUUAACGCUGAAAAUCCAAAAGAAGUGAUUGAAUUCCUACGAUCAAGAUGUGAAGAAGCACAAGAAAGAAUAAAGGCUGAAAGAGAACAAAUCUUGUUUGAUCCAAAUUCAGCGGUUGACGAUGAAGAAGGAGAAGAUUUGACAGCAUUAGAAGGUCGUAGAUCGCGUGCAAUGACACCUUUGAGUCAUCCUCGUGCAUAUAUCCGAAACCUUGCCCUACGUCGUGAUUCGACAACAUCAAAUGAUGCACGUAUGAUCAAGAGUGGAUAUGGUGUCCCAAGUCCAGCUGUCAGUCGUCGGGGGAGUGAGGCCGCACCGGCUUUAGCUCAAUUCAACGGUGCCGUAGGAAUGACUCCAAUGGAUGAAGCACAUGAUUGAUUUGCAAGAGUGGGAAGCGGGAAUAGUUGAGAUAUGUCGAAAGAUGUACAUUCCAAAAUACGUGUGUCUCAUACAGAUCACAUUGUCGAACAGGAACCCUAUUGUAAUACAUGAUAUUGAUUGUGAUGGGCUUUCAUGUGUGGUCUUUUUCAGAAAUAGAGAGAUUUUCAGACAUUUUGGAACCUAAGUCUGCAUUUCUUCACCAAGAAUGCCCUUUCUACUUCUGAGCUUAUUACGAACAGCAGAC